Messenger RNA from Bombina bombina (fire-bellied toad), 2398 nucleotides. It is a transcript of the gene VPS37B, whose product is annotated as VPS37B subunit of ESCRT-I. NCBI's taxonomy places the organism in Eukaryota, Metazoa, Chordata, Amphibia, Anura, Bombinatoridae. Gene Ontology annotation, cellular component: ESCRT I complex. Gene Ontology annotation, biological process: ubiquitin-dependent protein catabolic process via the multivesicular body sorting pathway; protein targeting to vacuole; protein targeting to membrane. The transcript is spliced from 4 exons. The record is from RefSeq and is a predicted model, not a curated record. The coding region runs from base 136 to 999 and encodes 287 amino acids.
GCUUGGGCCGGGAAACUGGGCGAUUUCGCCAUUCCGGUAGGCGCUAGUGAGUGAUCGUUGUGUGUGGUGUUCACCGGAUAGUAGGGGGCUGUACCCGGUGCUGCAGUAGGACCCGCUCCGGGUUCGGGAGUGAAGAUGUCCGUAGACGGUAGUAAAUUCAACCAAAUGACCCUGCACCAGCUCAAUGAGCUGCUGGAGGAUGAGGCCAAGCUGGGACAGAUGGUCCAGGAGAUGGAUGAGGCUCAGAAUGUGCAGCUGAACAAAGAGAUGACACUUGCUGGAAACCGAAGUCUUGCAGAAGAAAAUCUGCUUUACCAACCCAAGCUGGAAAAUUUAAAAGCAAAAUUAACACAGAAAUAUCAGGAGCUGCAGUCACUGAUGGAAUCUCAUCAGCUGAAGACGACAAAACUAGAUAAACAGUCCAUCAAUGCUUCAUUAGAAACACUAUUAGCACUUUUGCAGGCUGAAGGGGCCAAGAUUGAAGAGGAAACUGAGAAUAUGGCAGAAAACUUUCUUGAUGGUGGUAUCCAACUGGAUUCAUUCAUUGAUGAGUACUUAAGCAAGCGCAAGUUAGCUCACUUGAGACGUGUCAAAAUUGAGAAACUUCAAGAGAUGGUCCUGAAGGGGCAGAGGCUUCCUCAGGUUUCAGUGCAGACACAACAAAGACCUCCAGAAGUGUCACAAGCUUCUCAAACCCCAUACCCACCCAGCUUCAAUACACCUCCACCUGUCCUCCCUAGAAGAGCAGUCCCGCCGCCACCGCCUGGGCCAGCUGGAAUGUAUCCCACACCGUUUGCAAUGGCCAAUCAGCAGCCUACUCCUGGGCUCCCGUACAUACCCACUCCAAACCCUCCUCUUCCUGGUCGUUCUGGGCUUCAGCAUGCAAACCCAAUGCCACAGCCUGGCUAUCCCUCCUCAUAUCCUCCAGAGUUUCGGCCUGUCCUUCCUCAGAGACCACCUUCACGUACGCCCCCGAAUGCCGGCUUUAUUUACCAGUGAAACUUUUAUUGUGCCUCACUGAACCAUUGGUGCUCUCAAUGUCACUGCAGUUAUUUUAUCCUAUGACCUGGAAAUGUAUAAGAUUUGCACAAAUUUUGUGUGCUGUUAAUAGUGCACAAGGAUCCUGCAUCUUAUAGUUGACUUGUGAUCUACAAUUUACCUGGUUAAAAACAAAAUUUGAAACUUUGUCAAACAAAUCGAUUUUCUGGGGUGUAGUAUGAAAAUGAAAAAAAAAACCUUAUGUAUAGGUUGAGGUUAUAAAGCAAGCGUGCUGACAUUUAUCUUCCCCAAAUGGAUUUAUGCUUAAACCACUGUGUUGCUGUUCAUCCAUGCUGAAAUAUGCACCUGGUUGCUGCAUUGAAAAUUAUAUUUUGUAACAUUUAAUUGGUAACCGUAAAAUAAGUUGCCAGUGCUUGAGAUCUGAAAAUGGUGCAUUGCCAACCUUCUCAGGUUUAGAUUUAUUUUGUAUUGGGACUUCAGUUUGACACCUGAGAACAGUACUAAAUGGUGGAAAGUGUUUACUGCAUAUUUUAUAUCUGGUAUUUUCACACUGAUGUCUGAUACAACAAUCCAAAAAUGUCAGUUCUUUUCCUAUGAAAAAAGACAACCUAACAUAAUAUAAUAUAUUCAGGGACUAGCAUAUAUACUAGAAAUCUUUUAAUGUGCAAACAAAAUGCAGAUUGAGUGGAUGCAAUUUUCUGUCUGAAAGCAAUGCAUUAUUUACACAUGCACGUGGCUUUGAUGUGCCUUAGAGUUACUUUAUUUUUUGGACUCCGUAAAAAAAGGAAUAAAAAUGCAUAUCUUUUCAAAGUGGCCAUUGCAUAGCUAUGUGAUCGCAUAGAAGGGCUUAUUCUUUUAGUUGGUUUAAAAAAAAAGAGAGAAAAAAGAUACUAUUUGUAUUUCUGUGAUUUGGUGUCUGCACUUGAGUGGCUUUAAUCAUAUGAAGAAUUUUUAAUUGUCAAUCUCCAUUUUUUUUACACUUUAAUAACUGAAAAAUGUUUAAAAAUUUGGAAUCUUGUGGGUUUGUUCUUUUUCUUCUAAUUUGUUUAAACAUAAUUACCAUAUAUAGCCAGAGUAAUCAAGCAGCUUAUUGAGAAGUUAUUUUUGCACUUUCUGGCUAUGAAAGACCUUUAAUAAUACUCAAAUUUUAUACUUUUAUUUUUUACUUACUUGGCCUAUAAAAUGCCGGGUUUUAAGUGCCAGAUUGCUGCUUGAGUACAAAUAUUUUUUAACCGUAUUUAAAGCCAUAUUUCAGAAUACCUUAAAAAAAAAAAAACAGAAUCAUUAUUAUGUUAGAAGUGUGGUUUGUUAGUUAAUAUACUUAACUAUUCAUUGCAUUUCUGCUACAGUAGUUCAUUAUGGAAAAUACUUUGUUUAUUAAAGCUUUCACUUGAAAUCA